Molecule: messenger RNA, 1345 nt
Organism: Colletes gigas
Lineage: Eukaryota; Metazoa; Arthropoda; Insecta; Hymenoptera; Colletidae
Exons: 5
Coding region: 124-1266 (380 amino acids)
Biological process (GO): nucleolar large rRNA transcription by RNA polymerase I; RNA polymerase I preinitiation complex assembly; transcription elongation by RNA polymerase I
Cellular component (GO): RNA polymerase I complex
Molecular function (GO): DNA binding
Source: RefSeq, a predicted model, not a curated record
UACGCGUAUCUGGCAUCAUUGGAACGAACCAAUCUCCUUAAAUAUUGUCAAGAACGUUUCAAAAUUCAACGAAAACGAAUUUAAUGUGUUAAUAAAAGGAGGCAAUAACAGUUCUCGUAGAAGAUGAAACGACCAAUCGAGGCAGUUAUCGAAGAAGUAAUUACAGAUCCAUCCAAGGUUCAACCGAUCAUUGUUAAUUUCCAAAACGGUGAACUUAAAGAUGACGAAGCCAAGAAGAUGUCGUGCGGUCUGUUUUAUGACGAAAAGAAAAGGAAAUCUUGCUUGGCUCUGUCAAAUGGACAGAUUGUUUAUAGAGGUUAUAAACCCGACAUGAGUCAAGAUUUAAUGCGAACCAUGCUCGUUCUACAUAACAGAGAAACAGGAAAGGUCAGGCUUGUUCAAGUUGAACGUUGGCAAGUGACUCCGGUGCUGGAGAAACCAGUAUUGGAUAACAACAAGAUCACAGAAGAUGACAAAAUUGCUACGUUAAACAAAGAAUUUGGUUCGAAGAAAGUAAAACGAAGAACGGAACAAAAUGAAAAACUGAGAGUGAAUGUAGAUUCUGUUAAGGAGCAAUUAGAACAAACUGUAUCAAAUGUCGAUAUCGAUAGGACAGAUUUGUCGGUACAGUUACUAGACAAUGAAUUCAUAAUGAAUAAAGCUUUGCCAGAAUGUAAUAGAAGUGCUACUAGCGUAAAUGAUGUAUAUAACGCAUACGAUAUUAUACCAGAGAAUAAAUUGGAAACCUUGUAUGAAAGAGCUGCAGAAAUUUUGAACGAUGAUACCAUAAGUUUAGAGGGGAAAUCAAAGUUCUUUAGUAGAACAUUGAAAUAUAUACAGUCUGAUCCAGACAAUAUUAAGAAAGUAGCGUUCCUAGUUUAUGUACAAUCAGUCGUGGCAUGGUUAAAUAUGCCAAUGAAAGAUGCCAAGAAGCGAGGCAUUGAAGUUUGUCCAGCUUCUGCGGAAGUGAAUUUGUAUAUAAUAGAAACAUAUAGUGUUCAGAGUACUCAUGGAAGGUUGAGACCAACCAGUGUAAAAGACAAAGGAGUAAUACAUUGUAUGAUUUUGGCUUUGAUAAUUUAUAACUUUGUACUUGAUAUGGAAUUAUUUGCAACGAUAUUUAAUCACCGGAUGGGUUUGAAGAAAUUAACCGACCUUGCCAAAAUCAUUGGUGCUGUACCCAACAAAGAGGACAAAAAAAUUAUCACUCUAAAAGUUCCAUUGCCACCACCGGUAUCUAUUGUAAAAAAGGGAAAGAAAAAGUAGCUGUAAAAAGCGUAUAAUAUUUAAUAGAAUAUCAUUUUAUGAAUAAAAUAUGUUUAAUCUAGUACUAUCCGAUAUCAUA